Messenger RNA from Torulaspora delbrueckii, 969 nucleotides. RefSeq names its product AMP-activated serine/threonine-protein kinase regulatory subunit SNF4 (gene SNF4). NCBI's taxonomy places the organism in Eukaryota, Fungi, Ascomycota, Saccharomycetes, Saccharomycetales, Saccharomycetaceae. The record is from RefSeq and is a predicted model, not a curated record. Bases 1 to 969 code for a protein of 322 amino acids. The transcript has a single exon.
AUGAGUGCAACGCCCAACGAAAGGGAGAAGGUAAUUAUUGAACAAAAGUUGGCUGUGGAGUCCAUUAGAUCCUUUUUGAAGUCAAAAACGUCGUACGAUGUUCUGCCAGUUUCUUACCGGUUAAUUGUGUUAGAUACUUCAUUGCUGGUCAAGAAAUCUUUGAAUGUGCUUUUGCAGAAUAAUAUUGUUUCUGCUCCUUUGUGGGAUGCCAAGACUUCGAGGUUCGCUGGACUUUUGACUUCGAGUGACUUUAUCAAUGUUAUUCAAUACUACUUUUCUAAUCCAGAUAAGUUUGAAUUAGUGGAUAAAUUGCAAUUGGAUGGAUUGAAGGAUAUAGAGAGGGCUAUUGGUGUGGAACCAUUGGAUACAGCUUCGAUUCAUCCCUCUAGACCUCUGUAUGAGGCCUGUAUACGUAUGAUGGAUGCAACUAGUCGAAGGAUUCCUUUGAUUGAUCAGGAUGAGGAAACUCAUAGGGAAAUCGUUGUGAGCGUGCUUACGCAGUAUAGGAUCCUGACAUUUGUGGCGUUGAAUUGUAGAGAAACCCAUUUCCUGAAGAGACCAAUUGGUGAGUUGAAUAUAAUUACUAAGAAGAACGUUGCCAGCUGUCAGAUGACUACGCCUGUGAUCGAUGUGAUUCAGCUUUUGAGUCAGGGAAAUGUUGCUUCGAUACCGAUUGUGGAUAACGAAGGGUACCUGGUGAACGUUUACGAAGCGGUUGAUGUCCUGGGGCUGAUCAAGGGUGGCAUAUAUAACGAUCUUUCGCUUUCUGUUGGAGAGGCUCUCAUGAGAAGAAGUGAUGACUUCGAAGGGGUGUACACUUGUACCGAGAGGGAUAAGCUAUCCACCAUCAUGGACAAUAUCAGAAAAUCCAGAGUGCACAGAUUCUUUGUUACGGACGACGCUGGUAAAGUCGUAGGUGUGCUUACUUUAAGCGACAUCCUAAGGUACAUCCUACUCGGCGAAAAUUGA